Sceloporus undulatus (fence lizard) is the source of this 3072-nucleotide messenger RNA. RefSeq names its product peroxisomal biogenesis factor 5 (gene PEX5). The record is from RefSeq and is a predicted model, not a curated record. Gene Ontology annotation, biological process: protein import into peroxisome matrix, docking. Bases 179 to 2122 code for a protein of 647 amino acids. The transcript has 16 exons. Gene Ontology annotation, cellular component: peroxisomal membrane; cytosol. NCBI's taxonomy places the organism in Eukaryota, Metazoa, Chordata, Lepidosauria, Squamata, Phrynosomatidae. Gene Ontology annotation, molecular function: protein binding.
GGCCCUGCAAAGCCAAGCAAAGCAAAGGGAAGGGGUCCCUCUUGCACCAUACUCCCAGGAAAGCCAGACCAGGAAGAGGAGGAGCAGCAGGAGGAGGAGGAGGAGGAGCUGGAGAGAAAGAGGCCUCGAGAGCCUGGUGAGGGACUUCCGUGGGUGCAACCUUUCCCUGCCACCCGCCAUGGCCAUGAGGGACCUGGUGGAGCCAGAAUGCGGGGGCUCCAACCCUCUGAUGAAGCUGGCCAGCCACUUCACCCAGGACAAGGGUCUGCAGCAGGAAGGACUCCGGGGACCCCUUGCUUGGCCUUCCUCUGUGCCCACCGCAGAAGUGGUAUCUAAACCUCUUGGAAGAGCCUCUGAAGAUGAACUGGUGGCAGAGUUCCUUCAAGAGCAGAAUGGCCCCCUGCUGUCUCAUGCGCCUCAAACAUUCAAGAUGGAUGAUCUGUUGGCUGAGAUGCAGGAAAUCGAGCAAUCCAGUUUCCGGCAGGCCCCACAAAGAGCUCCAGGGGUGGCAGCACUGGCUCUGUCUGAGAACUGGUCAAAAGAGUUCCUUGAUGCUGCUGACAGUGUUGUUGAUGUUCCCACGGAUUAUAAUGAAGCUGACUGGUCUCAAGAGUUCAUUGCUGAGGUUACAAAUCCCUUGUCUGUGUCUCCUGCCAAAUGGGCAGAAGAAUAUUUGGAGCAGUCAGAGGAGAAGUUGUGGCUGGGCGAAUCAGAAGACCAAACAGUAGCUGAUAAAUGGUACGAGGAAUACCAGCCUGAAGAUGAUCUCAAGAAAACUGCCAAUGAUUUUCUUUCAAAGGUGGAUGAUCCCAAACUGAAUGAUUCUGAGUUCCUAAAGUUUGUCCGCCAGAUUGGAGAUGGGAGGGUGUCCAUCGAGGCAAAUCGGGUGACCAUAACCCCCACAGACCAGGAUCAGGCAGAGCAUUGGGCAGCUGAGUUUAUACAGCAGCAGAAUGCUUCUGAAGCCUGGGUUGAUCAGUUUGCACAUUCUGGGGACACACUGAGCCUGGAUCCUGAAUUUGAGCAGGCGAAAACUGCUGUGGAGUCCGAUGUGGAUUUCUGGGACAAGCUGCAGGCUGAGUGGGAGGAGAUGGCCAAGAGAGAUGCAGAAGCCCAUCCUUGGCUCACAGACUAUGAAGAUCUUGCCAGCGCCACUUACGAUAAGGGAUACCACUUUGAAGAAGAAAACCCUGUACGGGAUCAUCCACAUGCUUUUGAAGAAGGGCUGAAAUGUCUGGAAGAAGGUGACCUGCCCAAUGCCGUCUUAUUCUUUGAGGCUGCCGUGCAACAGAACCCCAAUCACAUGGAGGCCUGGCAGUACCUGGGCACCACACAAGCCGAGAAUGAACAGGAGCUUGCAGCAAUCAGUGCCCUCAGGAGGUGCCUGGAGCUGCAGCCAGGAAACCUUACGGCACUCAUGGCGCUGGCUGUCAGUUUCACCAAUGAAUCACUGCAGAAACAGGCAUGUGAGACCCUGCGGGACUGGUUGCGCCACAAGCCAGACUAUGCUCACCUCGUGGGGAAGGAGCCUGAAGAGGACAGCCCCGGUCCGGAUCUUGGGCCCUCUAAGCGUGUCCUGGGCUCUCUCUUAAAUGACUCACUCUUUGUGGAAGUAAAAGAGCUGUUUUUGGCCGCCGUAUGCAGCAACACCUCUGCUGUGGAUCCUGAUGUUCAGUGUGGCUUAGGUGUCCUCUUCAACCUGAGUGGUGAAUAUGAGAAGGCUGUGGAUUGCUUCACUGCGGCACUGAGUGCCCGCCCAAAUGAUCAUCUCCUGUGGAACAAGCUGGGAGCUACCUUGGCCAAUGGAAACCGGAGUGAAGAAGCUGUGGCAGCUUACAGGCGGGCCUUGGAGCUACAGCCAGGCUACAUCCGCUCCCGCUACAACCUGGGCAUUAGCUGCAUCAACCUAGGGGCCCAUAGAGAGGCGGUGGAGCAUUUCCUAGAAGCCUUGCACAUGCAGCAGAAGAGCCGGGGCCCGCGAGGCCAGCAGGGUGCCAUGUCGGACAACAUCUGGAGCACUCUCCGUAUGGCGCUUUCCAUGCUGGGCCAGAGUGACCUCUAUGGGGCGGCAGAUGCCAGGGACCUUCCUACCCUUCUGCAGGCGUUUGGCAUCCAACAGUGACUCCUGGAUGGGCUCCCUUGCGAGUGCAGGGUGAGCCCUCCUCAACAACACAGACCUCUUCUCUCUUCUCCUUCCUAAACGCACAUGUGCCUCAGUGAGGCAGCCCCACCUCCCCCACCCAGCCCCAUUUUCACUCUCCUUGCACUCUGGGGAGAUCACUCACAUUUUGUGUGGGCUACCCAGGACAGAAUUAAUUUCCUGUAACCUGUCUUACAUCCAGGGAACAGUCAAGUGACUGGAUCCUCCCUUAGUCUGAUAAAAGUUUCACUCUACAAGGGAAGCAGAUACUUUGGGAAAACUGGGUACAGUUUUAAAUGGCAGGCUGUUGCUGUUGCCCUUUGCCUGUGAGAGUGUAUGCAGAAAAAAAUUCUGGGACAGCAAGAUAGGAAAUGAGUGUGUGCUAACAUUGCAUAGGUGACUGAUGAACAGUAGCUUUCUUGGCACAAAAUAUACACAGUCUUUAAAACUCCCUUUCAGAGGAUGGAGCGUGAUGUGGAAUUUUGGGCACUUGCCUUCUGAGGUGCUGCUAACAUUGAAAGUCCAAUACAAAGUGACUGAAAACAUAUCUUUGUGCACCAGCACCACAUGCGUGUUUGUUUCUGUCCACCCCUUCUCCCUGCCCCAGAGAUAUGGCGGAGGGGGGGGGGGGAGAACAGAGCAGCUGUCUAACUGUACUUAAUCCAGAAAGGAGACUGCUAGGGUGGGGGAGAGGAAAAGGGGUCUAACUAAAGCUCAACAUGCAGGGCAGGGCCUAUGUCUUAAUUAUUCCUCCGCCAUACUGUUCUUGUAAAGUAAGAGGGGACUAGUUAUCUUUGUGCAUAUGAUUUCCCUUCUUUUGUGUAAUUGGCUCUUUAAAUAUCUGUAUAUGAUUUUUUUGUUGGGGAGAUGUUUUUAAAUUGUAAAAUAUUUUGUAUAAUAGAUGGUAAAAUAAUUAAACUUGCCAAAUUAAA